CUGUCAGUGACUCUAUAAAUCCCUAACAAAAACAACAACAACAACAAAAAUAAACGUGUAGUGGGUGUCAUGGCUCAAGACGGCAAGAAAAGUGGAGUUUGCUUGAAUCAUGUGUUUUUGAGUACGCAGGUUACUGCUUUACAAGUCAAGAGUAACUAUGUGUUCAUCGGUGAGGGGCAGCAUUUUCAUGUUCAUGACAUUGAUAGCGGAACAAGACUUUCCAGCAUUGAAGUCUUUCGUGCAGCAGUAGUUCAUGGCAUCCAACUUCAGUCCUAUUGCUUAAACAAUGAAGAUGUCUGGAUGGUGGCUAUUUUCGGACAAAAAAAUUUAAGUGUGAUGUGCUUCAGACCAGCUGAAAACAAAUGUUGUGUCUUUAUGGAAGAAAGAUUAUUUGGAGACUGGAUAGUGGAUGCUGCUUGGGAACAUGAUUUCUCACACAUUGUUCUUGCUCUGGCACACAACUCUCUUCUACGUUUUCAUAUUCAAAACUUACAAGAACUUUUGAAUGACAAAUUCACUUUUGAAAACAGUCAACGAGAAGGCAGCAAAACUAUAUGUGUAGUAACAAAGCCAUUAGACAAGAGAGAAGAAAACAUUUAUUAUGGAGACUUGUCAGUUUUAAGCUCUGGCCAUCUCUCAGAGAAUCGUAAGAAUAUCACUUAUUUAAACAUACCUAAUGACAUUCAGCAGCAAGUCAUUAACUUUCAAAAAGAAAACAAUCCUAUAGUAGCCACUGCUGAGUGUACUGAAAAAUGUGUGCUGUUCUGUGGUCGUGUGGUGAUGAUGUCUGGCUCCUGGGAAAGUGCUGUCCUCUUGGCAGGAAUGGUAUCUAAUCAAUUAAUAAUAUGGGGACCCUGGGGAGAGAGAGACAACAAUGGCAGAAUUAUUCCUCUUCAUUGCCUUUUAGGCCAUCAGGGUUCUCUGUUCUCAGUGAACUUCUGUCCUGUUCAGAACAUCAUUACCACAACUUCUGAUGAUAGAAGCUUGAGAGUUUGGAAUGUUGUCCAUAUAAAACAAUGUUCUAGAAAGCAUUUUAAGCAAACAUCUUACAGUUGUUCAGAACAAGAUAUACAGUACUGGAAAGAAUCACAAAUUGUAGAAAAACUGAAAUGUUAUGGACACAGUGCAAGAGUAUGGAGGUCACUCAUCUUACCUUCAUGCAUUAUAAGUGUUGGUGAAGACUCAAAAGUGUGUGUGUGGGACCAAGAGGGAAUAUUAAUUACAUCAUGGAGAGCUCAUGAUGGUGCUAGUAUCUGGAGUAUUGCAGCAACAGAGUGUGCAGAUAAGGUAGUUACUGGGGGGGGAGAUGGUAGUGUUAAAUCUUGGUGCCUUGACUUCAAAACUAAUUCUGGUGCAUUGCCACUUAAUAAUUUACCUUGGAUCUGUGAUAUCCAAGCACUGUCACAUGGAGAAAAGAAUCAGGAUAUUUUAUCAGUUAAAAUACUUUCAGAGAACCCUGGACAACAAGUGUCUAAUGUUUUAAAGAAUUGUGAAAAUAUAGAAGACAAUAAUUCUCAGUUAAAUAUUAAAAAUAGCCUUUUCAAAGAAUGUGGUAUGAAAACUUUAAAAAUUAACCAAAGAGAAAAAUCUGUAAAAUUAGAUUUUCCGAGGUGUCUCGCCUUGCUAGGAAUGAAAACAUUUCUAGUUAUGAUGGAUAGUGGAAAUUUGUAUUCGUGGAACCAAAACUCUUGGAGCCUAAGCUACAAGGACGAGCGUCUGAUGAAUUAUGUGGUGAUGGAGGCUUGCCCCAAUCAAAAUCUUGUUGCUUUGGGUACUUUAUCCGGUGAUCUAAUCAUUCUCGGAUCAGAAACAGGAGGCAUAGAAGUGUUGCUGGAUGUGAAAGUCUGUGAAGGGAAGGUAUUUUCCGUGUUGUGGCUGGCCCUGGACUGUAUCCUUGUGUGUGCAGCAGCAGGAAUCAUGACUGUUUGGGACAUUCAUCCUCACACAGGUAAAUGGAAGAAGAAGUGGAAAUAUGUCUUACCUCCUUGCAAGCAGCAGUGGGUGUCUGCAGCCUGCAUGUACCCGGCAACAGCUAGAAAUGCAACUCAGAGUCUCAUUUGUGGAGAUCGGGCAGGAAGUCUUCACUUGUAUUCCAAAGGUGUACCCAAAGCUCAACAUACACUCCGCGGCAUUCAUGGCAGAAGUGGCGUGACAAGCUUGUCUCUGCAUGGGGACUUUAUCUAUAGCACCGGUCGAGAUGGGGGUGUGCGUUGCUUAUCUUUAAAGGAUGGACAGCUACAAGUAAUUACAGUCUCAAGAGUCAGCAGUGUGAAUUGGGUAGCAAAGCUCGUAUUCUUAUUUGGAAGACCCUUAGCUGUUUGCUUUCAUGAUGUAAAGUUAAUAGUAUGGAGUUUGGAAGAUGACCGAUCAGUGGUGGAAGUUGAAUGUGGUGGUGGCCAUCGGUCGUGGAGCCUUCAAGCAUCUGAGACAGAAGAUGAGCUAAUUUUCCUGUUUCUGAGAGACAGCAUACCUUUUACUUUUCAUACCACUCUGAAGGACAAACUUCUUCCUUUAAUCAAGAGCCCAGUGAACACACAUGAAACCAUGUGCCUACAGAUACUUUUCCAACAUGGCUUCGAGACGAUAUUUGCUACAGGAGGUGAAGACACAACGCUGCGGCUUCACUCCAUUUUGGGCUCUGAAAAUUGUAAAGCUCUGAGUGUUAUUCGUAGCCAUAUAUCCAGCAUCAAGGCAUUGUGCCUGAUAGAGAGAGGAGAAAGAGCAGCUGUUGUUGAGGGCAAAGAUUCUUCAAUGUGGAUGGUGUCUGCUGGGGGACGUGCACAGGUGAAAGUCUGGAGGACUGUUCUUGGGGAGCUAGAAAUUUUGAGAAACUUUGGGAAUGAAGUCCAUAAUGACAGUAGCAUCGAAAAGCUAUUCAAUAAAGAUGUCAUAUGUCAAGAAGUUACAUCUCACAUGUUACGUACUGGCUCUCACAAAACCUGGAAGAGUCAAGAGUUAACCUUUGACCCCGAAACACGCUUUAUGGAUGCCACUGCAUUUUGGCUAACUGAAACUAAAGCUUUAUUGGCAUUGGCAUCCUCUGAUGGGCUCCUAAGAAUUUUUCAGUUUAGUACUGAAACAGAAAGGCUGGAGAUGGUGUGUUCUGAAGAGUGGGAUCAUUGUGUGUUGAAAGUUUCACGACUACAAGUACCAGAUACAACUAUCCUUGUCUCAACAACUACAGGUGGCACUGUGACUUUCUUCGACAUUCAGACUGUGGUGAAGCAGGUUCUUGGAUCCAAUGCAAUGCAUUCACUCUCACCUCAACAUCUGAGGCAGCUGUGCAGUAUUCUUGCUCAUCAGUCAGGUGUUAAUGGCAUUUCCUUCAGUUACCCCACCAAUGUUGAGAUAUCACGUACUGUGCAUACCAUUACUAUGGCAACAGGGGGUGAUGACAACAAACUUAGUAUAUGGGAUGUGCUGGUAGAUGUUUCAGAAAACACCAAAAUUAAAAUAACUAACAAAUGCAAUGUGUGUGGUCAUUCUGCACAAAUUACAGGUCUUCACUGGAUCUCAAGGGACUUGCUGAUGAGCACUUCUAUUGACCAAAGAUUAACAAUUUGGAAACUUCAUUAUAAACAGGAAAAUGAAUACCAUGAAGAAAGCAGUAGCAAUACAGAAAAGAUGAGUCAAAUAAAUUCAUGUAGAACCAGGAUUUCAGAUUUCAUAAGUGAAGCUAAAAGUGGGAGUGUGGAUAAGUUUUCCAUGUUAGCAUCAUUGGAACCAAUGUCUGUUUAUUUCACAGGAGUGCCAGAUGUGAAAGGUAUUGCUGCUGUUGAUGUGAAUGAGAGUUAUGGGAUCAGAACUUCUCAUGCACAAGAGAAAGCUAAGAGACUGAAGAGAAUUUUUGUGUAUGGAGUGGGAUUGCAAGUUUAUGAGCUAUACAUGGAUAGUGAUAUGGUUGCUUCAUGAUGUAUGUGACAUUGUAAACCCAGUGUAUGCAAUACUCUAAAUCACAGUGUAUAACAUUGUAUCCUACAGUAUUUGUGGCACUGUAACCCACAUGUAUGUGACUAACCCAUGUACCUCUUACUAGACUGAACAUGAAGAACCAAUUCUUAUUAUCUUUAUUCUAGAUUUUCAAUCAUUCACACGGUUGUUACCAGUGUUAUGCAUAUCACUACCUUCUACACUACAUAAUAUUUAUAUUGGCCCUCCAGUUAUAGAUAAGAAUACAAUUUGUCCUUUAAAGUUUCUUAUGAAUUGUGGUUUAGUUGUAAAUUAUUUUAGUCAUGGUAUUGUGGUCUGUUUUCUUCAGUACUUUUAUACAAUAUUUUGAUAUUGUUAAUGCAUGUGGGUGUUGAGGUAUACACAAAGAAGACAUUUGAGAGUAUUGGGUAAUAAUAAAAGUUUAAAGAACACAGUUAUAAAUAGGGCAGCCUGGAGGCUUUUCCUGUCACCACUCCCACCAAGGAGCCAUUAGCAAUCUUUACUCAGAGACUUUACCAGAGGCUUAAUUACACCAGUUAUGAAUGUCAGCAGAUGUAUCUAUGGAAGAUGAAAUGAUCCAUAGAGGAUAUAAGAGGGAAAAAUGUUGGUGGUGUGUUGAAGUAUGUUACAAAAAACGCGAUUUCUAAUAAGCAUAGAGAUCUCCAGUGAAUACUAGAAAGGACUGCCCUUCUAGCAUCCAGCCUGUUACUGGGUUUUCGUAAUAAGUAGUCAGUAUCCUGGUCCAAUUAUCCAUUAGAAUUCAGUAAGAAUUAUUAGUGCUUCAGGAUUUCAACUGGUAGGCUACUAACUAAAGAAAUUAAAAUUUAAUAAAUUUAUUAAUAACAAAGUCUAGAGGUAUAAGAUCAAAGUAAAUUAAAGUAAUAUAAACCAAAUAAGAAUAAUCACGUCUCUCGUGUACAGUAGUAUUGUGCUGAAGGCACAUAUCACAUCUUUAUGGCUUAUAAGUACCGUCUGGUACAUUGUUAACAUUUAAUAACCUAAUAUACAUAUAUACAAGUAAGUGUGUGUAUGUGUGUAAGUGCUCUAAGUAGUUCACUGUGUCUCAGGACUCGACUAGACUUAAACCAGUGACUGACAAAGUCCUCACAUCAACUAACUUCUUGACCACCUGGCAAUCAGAACAGCUUGCUUGAACAAUAAAACAACUGCUAAGCCCAAUAACAAUAUAUCAAGCAACUGCAACACAGAAUCAGGAUCAAGGAGAUAAUAUAAUGACACUAAGUAGGGACCAUCAGCAGAUCCUCCACAAAAGUCACAAAACUCCCAUACUACUGAAUUAAGUUCAGCAUAAGAAAAUCCCCAACUGUGACAGUUAGGUCAGAAGCUACAGUUCAGGACCUGAGUUGCUCAGAGUGUCUAUGCGACACAACCUCAGUACAGCGUCGAAAAUCACUAAGUCUAGACAGUGUUCUGUGAAAAGAGUUCUACAGAACCAACAAAAAGAAAGCGACAGAGACAAUCUUCCAACAAGGGCCAAUAAGGGAGAGUUAGGCACGUCUUGUCAGGAAUACGUCCAACCACCAAGAGAGUCUAGCCCAGACUGACUACUCCAGGCGAGGUGUGAACAUCCCCCCUCAAUCACGCGAUUGCUCCGUGGACAGCUGCUGCCCAACAACACAGAAGCCGGCAGAGUAACGAGCCACGAGCGAUAAUUACAGUAGUUAGACAAUCAAGACUUGAACUAUGAGCACUGAUUAUAUAUAAAUGUUACAUCCUACCUAACAAAAGUAACUAAGUCAAAUAAUAAUACAAAGCAAUAUAUUUACGAUUUAGCUAUUAUCGCAAAUAUUUAUUUUAUUAUCACACUGGCCGAUUCCCACCAAGGCAGGGUGGCCCGAAAAAGAAAAACUUUCACCAUCAUUCACUCCAUCACUGUCUUGCCAGAAGGGUGCUUUACACUACAGUUUUUAAACUGCAACAUUAACACCCCUCCUUCAGAGUGCAGGCACUGUACUUCCCAUCUCCAGGACUCAAGUCCGGCCUGCCGGUUUCCCUGAAUCCCUUCAUAAAUGUUACUUUGCUCACACAACAACAGCACGUCAAGUAUUAAAAACCAUUUGUCUCCAUUCACUCCUAUCAAACACGCUCACGCAUG
Cherax quadricarinatus is the source of this 6046-nucleotide messenger RNA. The record is from RefSeq and is a predicted model, not a curated record. Lineage: Eukaryota; Metazoa; Arthropoda; Malacostraca; Decapoda; Parastacidae.